AUGGACACCCACGGAAACGGAUUCGGCUACGGAGGCUCAUACUCCAAUAAUAAUAAUAAUACCUUUCAAGGCCAUGCUGGACACGGCCCCAGCGACUACGGAGCAUCAUCAAGCGGAACAAGGAAGACAUACACACCAACAACCUCUACAAGCUCCAUCUUUAUGCCAUCACUAAAGCGAUGCGUCAAUACCUUAGACCUGUCAACACAGCUGUUGAAAUCAUCUGUAUCAAUGCUGGACGAGGCGACAAGUGGAUACCCAAGACUCAAGACUAUCGCCUCCCACAAUAAGAAAUAUGAACUGGUCUCGGAACAGGACAUUGCCCUAGCACAGGAAGAGGUGACCAAGGAGAUCUCACCUCAGCUGACCUUUCUUUCAGAAAAAGUCGCCAACAUCAUUUUUGCCCUCGAGGCUAAAGAGUACGAGCUCAUGGAUCUUGUCAAUGUCGAGAAGGAAAAAGAACAACGUCGACUUCAACUUCAGAAGGCCGCCUCCUCGGGACUCUCUAACAUCAAGAAGCUGAAAUCUCUGACGAAGCGGAAAGAAGAAUUGAGCCGUAGUGCGUCGGAACUGGACGAUGUAUUGGAUCAGAAGCGACAGCAGUUCAGUCAGCUGUUGAAGAGAGCAAGUAGCGGAGGAUCAACGACGUUACCGGCAAAGAAGCACCGAAGGAGCCCAACCCAUGAAUCGCGCGAGUUGACAAAAGUAGAAGAGGAGCGGAAAAAGGAGAUUGCACGCAGGAACAGAGAGUUGCAAGCGAUUCAACAAAAAAUCGAGGACAAGCAAAAGGCAGUACGAGAACUCAAAGCAAAGUCAGAGAGCCGAGAUGGCGAUAAUUCUGCAGGACAGGACGCUUUCACUCCCACUGUGCCGUGGAACUUGUACUUGCCACAUAGAGAGUUCCUGGAGAGAUUUGACGCUGAUAUUCUUGUGGAUGAGCGUGACAAGGAAGCAUACAGUGAUGCCUUCAUGCGCCUGUCGGAGGCAUACCUGAGGGAACUGGAACCGCAACAAGCCAUGGUUGACAUUGAGCAAAACAAGUUGACGCGCGAAAAGUCAAGGAAGCUGUGGCAGAUGCGGAAUCUUUGCAAGCAGCUCUUCCCAGAAGACAGCAUUGGGAUCACCAUGGUCCGGGUUCUCGAGAUGUUGGUGGAAAGCCCGGACAGUGAGCUUGCAUACAAGAGUGAACGUGUCCAGGCUGAGUUCCCUCCGGAGGAGGAGCGUAGACAUAACCUAGGACGCGUAAUUACUAUCUUAAAGGAUCUUGGCGUUGUUGAGCUGGCAGUAGAGACCAGGGUCCCUGAGGGCCAGGAGUCACAGGACAACGGUGGUCAGGAACCGGAAGAGCAGCUCAUUCAUUACCUCGUUACUGCACCCAUUCACUUCGACAGUCGACCAAACAACCACCCCUUCCUCAUCACCAGCAACCUAUCAGCAGGAAUAACAAUGGUCUCCAAGAAGCAAAAGUCUGAAGACUCCACCUCCACAGCAGGAGGUCUGGACCAAAUCUCCAACUUUUUCAUCCUCCCCCUCCAUAUGCCUUCUCUCACCACCACCCAAAAAACCUCCGCCUACAAAAACAUCCUCCACUACCUCUAUUUCAAGAAACACGAGUCCCCCAAAGAAGACCCCAAGACCCCCAAGGACCGGACACUUUUUGUCCUUAACGUCCCCGCAGAUGCCACAGAAUCCCACCUCCGGGACCUCUUCAAGCCCUGUGGUCGGGUUGUCUCUGUCCAGUUCCUUGACCGGGUGAGGGAUUCCAACUUGACAAAGGAAGAGAGGGAGCAGCAGGAGGAGUUGGAGAGGCUUGAGAGGGAGGCUGCGUUGGUUGAGGCACAGUCAACAGCAGGGACGAAAGCAGGAAAGAAGGGUGGAAAGAAGCAGGCUGCAGCAGCAGUGGUACAGGAGGAGGAGCACAGGAGGUUAUAUGCGACGGGAUCACAGGCGUAUGUCGUGUUCUUGGAGGAGCAGGAGUUGAACAAGGCGUUGGUUAUGAAGAGGAAAAAGCGUUCUUGGAUCAACUCUGGAGCUGAUGCCUCCCCUGCCGAUCUUGCCAAACUCACCGGACUCGGCGUUUCAAAAUGGCUGAACGAAUAUCACACAAGGAGACCCGAGGCAUCGGAGUUGCAGCUGAAGGUGGACGACUACAUGGACAAGUUUGAGCGGUCAGAAUACGAAACCCGACAGGCCGCAUUGGCACGACACAACGUCAUGGACGAUGAUGGUUUUACUUUGGUUACUCGUACCGGAUCUAAGGGCCAGAACUCGGACGGUGUUAUUACGAUUUCUGCGGCCAAGGCUGAGGAUGUUAAGAACUUGAAGCCCAAGAAGAAGGAGCUCCAGGACUUUUAUCGCUUCCAGAUGCGUGAAGCCAAGCGCGACAAAUUGGUUGAUCUUCGUCGCAAGUUUGAGGAGGACAAGCUUAGGAUCGAGGCUCUCAAGGUUAACAGACGCUUCAAGCCUUACUAA
Messenger RNA from Linnemannia hyalina, 2472 nucleotides. The record is from the annotation of a GenBank genome assembly. Lineage: Eukaryota; Fungi; Mortierellomycota; Mortierellomycetes; Mortierellales; Mortierellaceae.